CCGAGAGGAAGGAUCUGCUCAGCGGCUCUGCGGGCUGAAGAUGGCGGACGGAGAGAGCAGUCUCGGAACGGGCUUUUCAAGCGCCUCCGAAAUGGACGAACCUGCAGCGAAAAGGUCGAAAAUCAGUCCGGGAACCCACUACGGAUUCAGAGUCGCCGACGCAGAUAAAUUCUCGUGCGUCUCUGCGGACACAGAGCACUGGGAGGCGGCGGUAAAUUGUGCGCAGCCAGCGGAGAAGGAAGCAAAGCCGGUGAUGGCGGUAGAGCAGGCCCCAGCAGCGCUAGGCGGAGACAACAAUGGACUGGGACUGCUGGUCUGCGAGCCGCACAAAUCAGUUGUGAGGCUAGACGAUAGCGCUGUACUUGGGACAACCGAGGAGAAUGCUGAUUUUCUUGAACACGAUGAGCUCCCAUCCAACGGUCUGGCUGUCACACCGGACCACAUCAACGAGGAAGAUGACAGAUCCUCACACGCCAGCUCCAGCGACUGGACUCCUCAGCCGCAAAUAGGUUCCUACAGCUUCAUCCAGCAACACAUCAGAGAGACCGAUCCAAGGACGAUUCUGAGGGAUUUGCUGCCUGAGACUGUACUCCCACCAGAUUUAGAUGACAUGACAUUGUGGCAGAUCAUCAUCAACAUCUCAGAACCUCCAAAAAGAAAGAAGCGGAAGGACAUAAACACCUUAGAAGAUGUGGUUAGGCUACUCCAUGAAAGUAAAAGGAUACUAGUGCUGACUGGUGCUGGGGUGUCCGUUUCAUGUGGAAUACCAGACUUUCGCUCCAGAGAUGGAAUUUAUGCACGGCUCGCUGUAGAUUUUCCUGAUCUUCCAGACCCUCAAGCUAUGUUUGACAUUGAAUACUUCAGACGGGACCCAAGACCCUUUUUCAAGUUUGCUAAGGAGAUCUACCCUGGUCAGUUCCAGCCUUCACCGUGUCACAAAUUCAUAUCUAUGCUGGAUAAACAAGGGAAGCUACUGCGCAAUUACACACAAAACAUUGAUACAUUAGAACAAGUGGCUGGAGUUCAGCGAAUUAUCCAGUGUCAUGGGUCAUUCGCAACUGCAUCCUGCCUCGUCUGUAAACACAAAGUGGAUUGUGAGGCUGUAAGGGAAGACAUCUUUAACCAGGUUGUCCCUCGGUGUCCACGUUGUCCAGAUAUUCCCCUGGCAAUCAUGAAACCAGACAUCGUCUUCUUUGGAGAGAAUCUUCCAGAAAUGUUCCACAGAGCCAUGAAGCAGGAUAAAGAUGAGGUGGACCUCCUGAUUGUCAUUGGCUCUUCUCUUAAAGUCCGACCAGUAGCCCUCAUCCCAAACUCCAUUCCUCAUGAAGUGCCUCAGGUCCUGAUCAAUAGGGAGCAGCUGCCUCACCUCAACUUCGACGUGGAGCUACUCGGGGACUGUGACGUCAUUAUCAAUGAGCUCUGUCACCGGUUGGGCGGAGACUUUGAGCAGCUCUGCUACAACACUGUAAGACUAACUGAGACCACAGAGAAACCCCCUCGGUUACCAGAACAGCCACCAAGCGAGGCCUUGCCUGCUUCCAGCGACGCAGCUCAGGAGGAGCAGAAGCAGCACAGUACAGACUCAGUAAUUAAGCCUUCAGAGGAGACAGAAAGUCUGAAUGUCACAGAGACUGCUGGUAAUAGUGUUACACCUCCAGAGCCUUGUCCAAAUGCUCAGUGUCCCAGUGAAGAGACGGCUGAGCCUUCAGAGUUACCAGCAGAAGACGCACCUAAAGAGGGGGCUGCUGAAGCAAAGAACCAAUCCAGCCUUGAAUUUCGUAGACGGUGCUGGAUGAGUCGGAUCAACAGAAGUCCAAUCAGCAAACGCCUUGAGAGCCAGUACCUGUUUCAAGCACCGAAUCACUAUAUCUUCCACGGGGCUGAGGUUUACUCUGAUUCUGAAGAUGAGACGUCGAGCUCCUGUGGCAGUGACAGUGAGGAGUCUGAAUGCAGUGCAGAUGGGGUGGAGGACGACAGCGAGCCAGAGGAAGCUGAGGCACUAGCAGCGGAUGGAGAGACAUGCCUCAGAGACACAAUACAAUACACUUUAGACAAUGAGGCCACAUCAAGUGUGCAGACAGACAAUAUUUCUGACAAGACUCAGAGCACCACACACCUUUAAAUGUAAAGUACCCUGUCAACAAAGCACUAAUUGUCUUUAUAUAUAUAUAUAUACAAAUACAUAUAUAUGUAUGUAUAUGUAUAUAUAUGUAUACAUAUAUAUGUUUCGUAUAUUUUUGACUCAUCAACCUUACUAUUAUUUUUCAUAAAGUUGAAAUUGCGUGACAACUUUGUGUGAAUAUGCAUCAAAUUUUUUUUCCCCCCCGUUUUUUUUUUUCUGUGCCCAGUUUGGUCACAUGCAUUGUGUCUGAAACCUCAUACUGUAUGCUGUUUACUAAAUAUAAUGCAGUAGUUGGGGUUUUUUUUCUUCUUUUUUUUUAGGAUUUCUUUCCAUCUGCUAAUUUGAUUUUUUUUUCCCCAUUCACAUUUUCAGAAACUUAGCUGAUGCUCUCAUCUACUGCGGCGUACCACAAAUGCAACACUAGAUUAAGCUUUAAUUCCUAGGUCACAGUUAUUACAAGCAAGGGUUUCAAAUGUCAAUCUCAGUCCAUAAUGUAGUGUCAGCUGUGAUCCAAUGGUGUGUUUCAGAGUUGGUUCAUGUUACCACUGGGAAACAUGUAAAUAUCUAAGCCUACUGCCUGCUAAAUAGUGGGUACUAUGAGUUUCAGACACAUACAUAAAUCUUCAGAUGGUUUACUUGAAGGUAACUUGCAAUAUAAAAGGUUCAGCUCUGCUCUUUCAUGAGGACAAAUGCUGGGAAAAAAAAGGAACAGUACUCUUUAAUUUUAGACCAAAGAACACUUUAUCAACACGCUCCUAUGUUGUCAUAAGCUUUGUUUAACCUGUCAUUUAAAUCUUGGAAAAAAAUAUAACUAUUGACAAGGUGUUCCUUCUGACAUGUGGCAGCUACUUUUUAUGGUCAAGCCUCUUAUUUUUAUACUCUGAUGUGAGACAUACUCAUCGAAGAGUAGACGAUUUUAUCUGUACAAGUGAGUUGUAAUGUUAAGCCUUAGGAAUAUAUUCAAUGAGUUCACAUUGAGAAACGGCACUUUUUUUUCCCCUUCUUAUAAAACCGGUUUUGUUGCUUAUGUCACCUUUUCAUAGAAUAUAAAGUUAAAACGGUUUCCUUUGUCACACCGAGGAGCCUGCUGCCUGUAAAAACAAAGUGUUGGUAGAUAGACAUAUUUGAGCCAAUGUGAUGGAUAAAUGUCUACACCAACAUAAUUCACAUGCCAUUUACAAGGUAAUGUUUUGUUUACGGUUUAAGGAAAUAAGAAAUUUUUACAUCAUUAUAGUUGUUAUUGCUCCUGGGGUUCUCAGUAAAAACAAUGAUGAAAAACA
Molecule: messenger RNA, 3402 nt
Organism: Toxotes jaculatrix (banded archerfish)
Lineage: Eukaryota; Metazoa; Chordata; Actinopteri; Toxotidae
Gene: sirt1
Product: sirtuin 1
Exons: 9
Coding region: 41-2122 (693 amino acids)
Molecular function (GO): NAD+ binding
Source: RefSeq, a predicted model, not a curated record